Molecule: messenger RNA, 775 nt
Organism: Trichoderma harzianum CBS 226.95
Lineage: Eukaryota; Fungi; Ascomycota; Sordariomycetes; Hypocreales; Hypocreaceae
Exons: 2
Coding region: 176-463 (95 amino acids)
Source: RefSeq, a predicted model, not a curated record
CAGCCAACAUCAACAUGGUUACAGGUUGCAUCUUGGCCUGUCAGUGUCAACGGCGGCGCAUCUCAUGCCCUACUUGCUACUACUACUUGGUACGUGCUGCUUGGUAUCGCCAAUUUCCCCCCAUGUCUCUCAUGCCCCAGCUUUCCAAUUACCCUACCAGAGACUCCCUUCACCCAUGCAAAGUGCCUUCGUGUCCUCCCUAGUCGCCAUAACCCGCCGUUGGGCACCGGGGCACACCGCCCCAGCUUUCCGGUCGGUCAGCCAGCAGGGAGCCCUGGAGGCGUCUGAGACAACAAAGACCAGCGCCAGUUUUGCCGACGGAUGGCCUUCCCCGGCAUUCCGUUUUGCUGGAUCUGCCACUUGUCUCGGUCUGGGGGAAUCGGAAUCGAGCAAUCGCUGGGUGUCUCUCGUCGCGAGCUUGCUUUUUCCUGUCCUCCCUCGUCCCCUUGAGAAGGGAUGCUAGCAAUCUGAUAGAUCGCAAAAAAGGGUAAAUCUCAUUUUGAGCCGUCGUCGGCGGAUGGCUCUUCCGCCGGCCACUCAGUGGUAUUAGUAUGGUAACACUAAUCUACCUCCUGCUUGUGGACUCAGACAACAAACGGCAUCUCGUAACCCGUGUCGUCUAGCAAGAAAGAAGCAAGACAAAAAAGAUUUGAUAUGUUUUAAUAACAAGUAGCGCUUACCCAAGCAACCAGCCGAAAAGCAACCAUGACAGGAGGAGACCGAAAAGUAAGAAGCAAAACUCAAGAAGGCACAUACCCAAAACGGACAGACAGGC